CCUAAAUUCAAAGUAAAUUGAAAUGAGAAGAAGAUGGAGAUAAGAUCACCCCCGUCGGUGGUGAUAUAUCCGCUGACUAAUCCUGUCACGUGACUGGAGUGGAAAUGUCUCAGCGCUCGGCAUCGACGUUCGCGUCCUCAAUUUUAUCAGAUAACUCCCGGCAAGCCCCACUCUCACUCAAACCAUCAUGCUGUCGAGAAUUUCACGGACGACAUCACGCAGAGCGGUGACAGCGAAGGCAUCCAGCUCGGUAAUGUCCGGCCGUCGAGGGCUUGUGCACCCGUCUGGUGCGGACAGAGCAAGCGUCGUCGACCUGCCUUCGACGUACCAACAUGAAACGCAUUUUACGCCGCGAUCCGAUAUGCUUGGGUUCAAGUUGGAGAUGCCUCGUCGGGAGGGCUCGGUUCAUGAGAAAAUUCGGCCAAUUUAUUUGGACUUGCAGGCGACGACCCCACUUGAUCCCCGGGUGCUGGAUGCCAUGCUUCCUUACAUGACGGAUCAGUAUGGCAAUCCACAUAGUCGGACGCAUGCUUACGGGUGGGAAGCUGAACAAGCGGUGGAGGAUGCACGAAAGCACGUCGCGGAUCUCAUUGGAGCUGACGCCAAGGACAUUGUUUUUACGUCCGGGGCAACUGAAACGAACAACAUGGCAAUCAAAGGUGUCGCACGGUUUCACAAAGAAAAGAAAAGACAUAUUAUCACAACCCAAACCGAGCACAAAUGUGUAUUGGACUCGUGCCGGAAACUUUCAGAAGAAGGUUUUGAUGUGACAUAUUUGCCCGUGAAGAACAACGGCGUCGUUGAUCUGGAUGUACUUGAGGCCGCCAUUCGACCCGAUACCUCUCUCGUUUCGAUCAUGACGGUGAACAACGAGACUGGAGUUAUUCAGCCAAUCAGAGAAAUUGGCGCCCUGCUUCGAAAGCACAGAGGAGUCUACUUUCACACCGACGCCGCUCAGGCCGCUGGAAAAAUAAACUUGGACGUUAACGAAAUGAACGUCGACCUGAUGAGUAUCUCUGGUCAUAAGAUCUACGGACCGAAGGGCAUAGGUGCUGCGUAUGUCAGGAGACGGCCAAGGGUUAGACUUGAGCCUAUUUUGAGUGGAGGAGGUCAGGAACGUGGUUUGCGCAGCGGAACCCUGGCACCACCGCUGGUUGUCGGUUUGGGAGAAGCUGCAAGAAUAGCAAAACAAGAGAUGGCGAGGGAUUAUGCACAUGUAAAAGAGCUAUCCGACCGGUUGAUACGAACCAUCAAUUCUCAGGUGGAGCGCGUUGUUCGAAAUGGUGACGUGGACGGCUACCCGGGCUGCGUGAACCUUAGUUUCUCGUAUGUUGAAGGAGAAUCUCUCCUCAUGGCGUUGAAGGACAUUGCGCUAUCAUCGGGUAGUGCUUGCACAUCAGCAUCUUUGGAACCGUCAUAUGUCUUGCGAGCCCUAGGUGCGGCUGAGGACAUGGCACACUCUUCAUUGCGAUUUGGUAUUGGUCGGUUUACCACAGAGGCAGAGAUUGAUUUUGUUGUGCGGCAUCUUGUUAGCACUGUCAACAAAUUGCGAGAAAUGAGCCCGCUGUGGGAAAUGGUUCAAGAGGGUAUUGACAUUAACUCGAUUGACUGGUCGCAGCACUGAUUUCAUGGGUCGAUAUUUACACGUCUGUUCUUCGUAGUUGGUCAUAAUUACUUGUAUUUUUUACGGAAGUAUUUUUUACUGUCGUCAUCGAUAAAUCAAAUUAGCAAGGGCACGGACCAGCUCCUUCGCACUCCGCA
Molecule: messenger RNA, 1761 nt
Organism: Desarmillaria tabescens
Lineage: Eukaryota; Fungi; Basidiomycota; Agaricomycetes; Agaricales; Physalacriaceae
Product: pyridoxal phosphate-dependent transferase
Exons: 9
Coding region: 188-1624 (478 amino acids)
Biological process (GO): [2Fe-2S] cluster assembly
Cellular component (GO): nucleus; mitochondrion; cytosol
Molecular function (GO): pyridoxal phosphate binding; cysteine desulfurase activity
Source: RefSeq, a predicted model, not a curated record